AAAGUUUGUCUUUUUCCUACUGAAGUCUGCCUUCAUCUACUCAAUUUGAUCAGGAAAAGCAGAAGUAUAACGAUGUCAACCGUAACAUCACCUUCAAAUAUCCAAUCGGAUACAAUUAAGGAGGAUCAAUUUGCAGAUUCUCCUAAAAAGGAACAAUCCACCAAUAAACCUAGUGAAUUAUCGUUUACAUUGGAAGAUAACAUAUCCACGAUUUCCGUGAUCAGACAGCAAGAAUUGUACUCAAUGCCUAUAUUGAAUGAAUCAUCUGACAUCUUUUCAAACAAUACAAUUAGCAAUGACAAUUUGAAAAGUAAAUUGGAAAACAUUAAAGAAACAUUGGGUGAAGAACAGUUGGAAGAUGAUAACUUGAAGUUUUGGUAUGAGUUGAUUGAAGAUUAUAGUAAUCAAAUUUUGAGGGAAAGAAGAAUUGAUGAAUUAGAACAACAUUUGAUUGAAGGAAUCCCCGAAUCAUUGAGAUCUUUGGUGUAUUUGAAAACGUUACAAGUUAGAUAUAAAUUGGAACCUAGCGGAUACGAAAAUUUACUUAAAAGAGCCAACAGUUCGUCGUCAACUAAGAACCAGGAACUAUUUCUUGAGAGUUUACCGGUUGAUGCAGACUUGAAGGAAGUUUUGAAAAUUUUCAACUAUUAUACUAACGAAGUUAUUAUAAACACCACUAAGCUAGAAGCAAUAAAUAAUGAUCCAGGUGCUACUCCUUUGGAAGGCGAUACCGAAGAUUUACCUCCAAACAAUUUUGUUAUUCAUCUUAGUAAAUUAAUAAGCAGUUUACCAAAUAUAUCUAAAGAAGAGUUAUUAUCAUUAUUAUUAAAAUUCAAUAAACUAUUCGUGAAUUUAAUCAAAGAUGAAUUUUUCUAUAAAGUUAACAGAUCUUUGGAGGACUUAGCUUCUGACGUGUUCCUUCACCUUAGUAAACAAGGUAUAAAUUUGAUUAAUUUUUAUAAGAAAAUUUUGUUCAAUUUUUUCAAUGAACAAAUUGAAAAUACAACCUUAUUAUAUAAAAUCCUAGAUUUUGUUGUUUUCCAAGGAUUUGAUUUCAUUCCCAGAGUCUUGGUAACUGUUUUUGCAACCAAUGGUGAAAGAAUUUUAAGUCUACAAGGUACUGAGUUGAAUAAUUUUUUAAGUUCCAAACAUUUCUUUAGUGUCAUAAAUGAAGCUGAUAUCCCAUUGAUAUUAAAAAUUGAACCUCAAAUUAUAAAAUUCGAAAAUGAAUAUCAUCUACUCCAUGCAAAUUCAUUGAAUCGUAAUAAUAAUGAACUAACUAAUUUAAAAUCAGUUAAUGAUGAUUUGAUCAUAAAAAUAAAUGAUUUGAAACAACAAUUGAAUAAUUUAAGUAUAACCCAUACAGAAAUCUUGGAACAAAGCAAACAAUUCAAUGACCAGCUUAAAGGCGCUGGACAAGAGAAGCAACUGUUAACUCAACUCAAAGAUGAACUACAAGAAAAGUAUGAAAACUUAACCAUGAAAGAAAACUUGAAAAACACAAUUAAUGCAAAUAAGGAUUUUUCGGCUAGAAAUACAGAAUUGGAAUCCCAAAUUGCUGAUUUGAAGAAAAGCAUUGAAGACAAAACUAGCAAACUUGCCAAAUAUUCUACAAACUAAACUGUGUAGCUAAUAUAUGAAGUACCAC
This is a messenger RNA of Hyphopichia burtonii NRRL Y-1933, 1648 nucleotides long. RefSeq lists its product as uncharacterized. NCBI's taxonomy places the organism in Eukaryota, Fungi, Ascomycota, Pichiomycetes, Serinales, Debaryomycetaceae. The record is from RefSeq and is a predicted model, not a curated record. The transcript has a single exon. Bases 73 to 1620 code for a protein of 515 amino acids.